Molecule: messenger RNA, 1227 nt
Organism: Phytomonas sp. Hart1
Lineage: Eukaryota; Euglenozoa; Kinetoplastea; Trypanosomatida; Trypanosomatidae
Source: the annotation of a GenBank genome assembly
AUGGAGUAUCAAAUAGUUUCUAACGUCUCCGAUAAAAUGACCCUUUUCAUCGAUAAUGACAUGACGGUUGGGGAGGUGCGGACCAUUAUUGAUGUCAUGCUAGAUGUCUCGGCCGACCUUGGUAGGAGCAUGUCAUACAAUGGCAAACAGCUCACUCAGGAUGAGCUCACCUGGCUGGAGAUGAUAUCGAUGGUGGAUUCGAACGCGCAAAACCCCUCCGGGAAUGACAGCGUUGGGGGGAGUCUUUCGCGGAAGAUCUUCUACCAUGUUGGGGGCCGCAGGCCGCAAGAAGGGGCCAAUCACGAGGCACUGCGCGCGGCCGUCUCCGGGAAUGAGCGGCUCCAGCGGGAGCAGGCGCGGUUGAUGGAGCCGAUGCUCGACACGAUGGCCCAGAACCCCGCCUUCAUGGAGUCGAUCCUGAACAUGAAUCCGGCGCUCAAAAAGAUGGCCAAAGAGCAUCCCGAGGUGGCGAAGCAGAUGCGGGACCCGGAGACGAUCAAGAUGAUGAUGAUGUCCCAGUUCGACCCGGACCGGCGCCGUGAGCUCAACCGCCAACUCGAGCUCCAGCUCGCCCAAAUCUCGGACAUCCCGGGAGGGCAGCAAGUUUUAGAUCGCUAUUUGUCGGGGUUUCUGCGCGAUACCGAGACGGUUGGUGCACAGAGCGAGGCGGAUUUGCACACCGUCAGCGAGGACGUCGCACGGCCGAAUCCAUUGAAGGAGUCCAACUGCGAGGCCUUGCCGAAUCCUUGGAAAGUCACACCGCAGCCGGAGGUCUGGGCGCAUCCCGCGCCGAUGUCGAUGCCCUUUUUACCAUCUAACCCCUUUGAGAUGGGUGAGAUGGGGAUGGAAUCCCAGGGCUCUACGGCGGGAAUCAUGAAUAACCUUAUGGCGUCUCUUGUGCAAGAUCCAAACCUGGCGCAGGAGUCGAUGAGGAUGUCCGCCGCAAAUCAAAACACGAAUACUAAUAUUAAUUCUAACAAUUAUAUACAUUAUCAUCCUACGGUGGAGUCUGCAAUGACAAAUAGUCAGGCAAAUACCAAUGCCAGCGGGAGUUUUGCAGCUUCACCGUUCUUUUCAGAAGAAAAAAAGAUAGCAUACGAACCUCAACUGCGUGCUUUGAAAGAUAUGGGGUUUGAGGACGAAUGGCUUUGCUUAAAAGCUUUGGAAGCCACUAAUGGUGAUGUGGAGGAAGCUCUUGCAUACAUUGCUGAGAGUCAAUCGAAUUGA